This is a messenger RNA of Pipistrellus kuhlii (Kuhl's pipistrelle), 657 nucleotides long. RefSeq names its product THAP domain containing 10 (gene THAP10). The record is from RefSeq and is a predicted model, not a curated record. NCBI's taxonomy places the organism in Eukaryota, Metazoa, Chordata, Mammalia, Chiroptera, Vespertilionidae.
UCCCGCCUUUUUGACGUCUCUUCGGUGAUUCAGAAGAACCUGCGAUUCCCCCAUCGCCUGAGGCUGGUGGCGGGCGCCGUGUCCACCAGGCCCCCUGUGCUCCCCAGCAUCUACGGGUUAACAAGAGGGGACCAAGCGGGCGACCCUGAAAAGGGAGGAGAGCCGCGGGCCCGCAGAUAUUCCGAGGCGCCCGCGCCUGGCCUCCGAACAAUCCCCCAGGCCAGGCGGAGGGCUGCAGCUUCCCAGAUUGCAUUUGAAAAUGAAGUUGUACAAACACUACAUCCUCUAUUAAAUGAUGUCACUUCAGCACCUACUCACUGUGAAGAAGGUUCAGUGCAUAAAAGCAAACAGAUUUCUCUGCAAUGGGCCUUAACGUAGUAUAAUUAUGUUUAUUCUCUUUCUGGUAUUCAGGCCAAAGUGAAAAUGUUUUGGAAACUUAUUUGUAAUGCACCUAGUAAGGCUGAUGAAUUAUAGUCUAGAACUUCCUCUAUCUUUGGCAUUUACUCCAAAGACUCAACAGAUUCAGCCUUGGACAUCAAGAGUAAACAGAAUAAAUUGUCUUAUAUAGCUAAUCAAGUAAAGAAGAGACCAGUUAAAAACAAAACAUCAAAUGAUUUGCUGUGCUAUAGGUUUUCAGAUCUUGGUUCACAUAUUUAA